GACUUUGCGAGUGUAUGUUGUGGGAGAAAGGUCAUGUCGUAUCUGGGACACCCAGAACUAAACGACAUGCCCUUUCUUCGGCGUCACAAACUAACCAGAGCCACCAACCUCUCACUGACCCAGUGAGUGCACAGGUCCGUCACCGUCAUGUCAUUGUCGGUGACUCUCUCGGCCCCCUCGCUCUCCUCUUUCCCUCGAUACCAACGGCGAAACCUUCCAACCAAUUUCUCUUUCAAAUCCUCCCUCUGUCAAUUCCGCUCCUUGGAAACCCUCCCUCGUCUUCACGCUUCUAGACGGAACUCCAAUUUCCCGCCGGGCAGUGAAGGUCUUGGAGAUGAUCCUCGCAAUUGGAGCCGUUCGAUCGUGUCCGAGUUCGACGAUGACGAGGAUGAAGAGGAAGACGAGGACGAGGACGAAGAUAGGAGUUUCGAUCUGCUUGUUCGGUUUGUUCAGAACGUCUUCAAGAAGAUCUCCAGGCGAGCCCGCAGGGCCGUACGAUCAGUUUUGCCCAUUGCUAUUUCUACCAAACUGGUCGGGUUUUCUGUCAAUGGAGUCUUAGUUCUGGCAUUUCUGUGGGUCUUGAAGGCAUUUCUUGAGGUUAUUUGCACUCUUGGAAGUGUAGUGUUUGUAAGCAUCUUACUUAUUCGUGGGAUAUGGACUGGGAUAACUUACUUACAAGAAGGCCGCCACCAGAAGGUGAAUGAAUUUGAUGGUGAUCACCGUGCAUGGACGGGUACACAGCCUUCAACUUGAUUUGUCCUUUCUAGGAUUAGGAAAUGUUAAAAAAUGUCACACCGCACAACAAUAAAGACAUCCUUAAUAAGAGGAGCUGUCAAAAUCAAGGAUGUUGGAAAUUACUUUUGUGCUUUUGAUGAUACAACGAUGGCGUUGUGCAUGAAGAUCUAGAAGAAUUCAUUCUCAUUAUCUUGUAUCAUAUAGAGGAGAUGAAUAAGAGCUAAAAUUAUAGGUAUGGAUGCCAGGCAACCCCUGUAUCAUCACACAUCAGAUAUACAUGUAUCUCAUCAAGCUUGAUCCUUGUGAUUGGGUAUUUAUAAAAGAAAUUUUGGGUC
Alnus glutinosa is the source of this 1070-nucleotide messenger RNA. RefSeq names its product protein SHORT HYPOCOTYL IN WHITE LIGHT 1. The coding region runs from base 148 to 753 and encodes 201 amino acids. Gene Ontology annotation, biological process: negative regulation of photomorphogenesis; regulation of abscisic acid-activated signaling pathway. The transcript has 4 exons. The record is from RefSeq and is a predicted model, not a curated record. NCBI's taxonomy places the organism in Eukaryota, Viridiplantae, Streptophyta, Magnoliopsida, Fagales, Betulaceae.